GAUAAACAGAGAACGUAUCCAUAAAAGUGACAUACAAGAGGGAUGGGGGAGAAGUGAGUGUGUGUGUCUAUGUUUGUGUGCCUGAGAAAGUGAGAAAGAUAUAGAUGAAAGAAAUCGAACAGAGUGACAAAGUGACAAGGAGACAAAAAGAAAGAAAAGACAUACUGUACGUUGACUGCAAUACAAGCAAACAGGAUGAAUUGACUUAGAGCUCUACGGUUGACAUGGAGACAUCUAAAGAGAUGCAAGAGCUUCAAGCAAGGGGAAAGCUGGAGCAAGACCUCCCAUCUCAGUGUACCUGGAAUCUGGAAAUGCCACCAUUUAAAUCUCCACACUCCAAAGAUGUGGUCAAGAAUUCACCCAAGAUUUUCCCAAAUGUCCUUGGUCAAAUUGGUAACACUCCCCUCAUUCGAAUCAAUAAUAUUGCAAAAGAGUAUGGAAUCAAAUGUGAACUAUUGGCUAAGUGUGAGUUCUUCAGUGCUGCUGGGAGUAUUAAGGACCGUAUUGCUUUACGGAUGAUCGAGGAUGCCGAGAAGCAGGGGGUUCUGAAACCAGGUGAUGUCAUCAUCGAACCGACAUCGGGUAACACAGGACUUGGUCUGGGGUUAGUGGCUGCGGUGAAAGGAUAUCGCUGCAUUAUUGUCAUGCCAGAAAAGAUGAGCUUAGAAAAGGUCGAUGUGUUAAGAUCCUUGGGGGUUGAAAUAGUGAGGACACCAGAUGCUGCAAACUGCAAUAGCCCUGACUCGCAUAUUCAAAUGGCCUGGAGACUGAAGAAAGAAAUUCCAAAUUCGCAUGUCUUUGAUCAGUAUCAAAAUCCAGGCAACCCAUUAGCACAUUAUGACACAACAGCAGAGGAAAUUCUGGACCAAUGUGAUGGUCAAGUUGAUGCUUUGGUAGCAGGUUCUGGAACUGGCGGUACCAUCACUGGCAUUGCAUGGAAGUUCAAGGAGAAAUGUCCCACCUGCCAGAUCAUUGCUGUUGACCCUGAAGGCUCAAGUAUGGCUGAACCAAAAGAACUAAACCAAACGAGUGUGACUUCGUAUGAAGUGGAAGGGAUUGGUCAUAAUUUUAUACCUGCAGUAUUGGACAGAAAAGUAAUUGACAAAUGGAUAAAGAUUAAUGAUGAGGAAUCUUUUGCAAUGGCACGGAAAUUAAUCAGAAAGGAAGGAUUGCUUUGUGGGGGGAGUUCCGGUAGUGCGAUGUGUGCAGCUGUUGCAGUGGCAAAAGACCUGAAGAAAGGGCAACGCUGUGUUGUGAUACUCCCAGACACCAUCCGGAAUUACAUGUCAAAAUUUCUCAGCGACAGUUGGAUGGAACAGAAAGGGUUUCUGCAUGUGGUCAAUGACCAAAAAAGUUGGUGGGAUACACCAAUAAAUCAGUUGAAGCUUCCCAUAGUUCAGAUAGUACCUUCCACCAUCUCCUGCGAGGACGUUACCCAGAUUCUUAAAGUAAAGAGUUUGGCCAAUGCAGUGGUUAUUGACCCCAGUGGCAUGAUACAAGGUGUAGUCACACUAGGAAACAUUGAAUCAUUAGUUAAUGAUGGGAAACUGCAGCUCUCUGACCCUGUGACUAAAGUUAUUUACAAACAGUUCAAUAAGGUGAAUUUAAAUGACACCCUUGGAAAAAUCUCUCAAGUUUUGGCACUGAAUCACUUUGUGUUAAUUGUCGAUGAACAAAUUCAGAAUAACACCAAUGGUAAAUGUGAGAAGAGUGAAGUGGUGCACAGUGUUCUCACAUUUAUGGAUCUGAUAACCCUUAUCACGGCCUAAGCAACAGAAGAAAACCAAGCCACAGAUUUAAAGAAACUGACAAACCACUGCAAUUAAUUCAGUUAUUUGGAGUUGAGUGAAGCUUGUAUGGGUUUUUUUUCAUGCUAUAAUUGUAACUAUUUCAUCCUCAGAACUUGCAAUAAAUCACACUCAUCAUU
Pristis pectinata (smalltooth sawfish) is the source of this 1927-nucleotide messenger RNA. RefSeq names its product cystathionine beta-synthase-like. The transcript is spliced from 16 exons. Gene Ontology annotation, molecular function: cysteine synthase activity; cystathionine beta-synthase activity. Bases 225 to 1769 code for a protein of 514 amino acids. The record is from RefSeq and is a predicted model, not a curated record. Lineage: Eukaryota; Metazoa; Chordata; Chondrichthyes; Rhinopristiformes; Pristidae. Gene Ontology annotation, cellular component: cytoplasm.